CUCGUUUUUUCGACUUUUUUGUAUUUGGGUGCUGUCAUCAACUUUUGGGUGGACUUGAUAACUGACUGUAUAUCUGACUAGUGAGGUUUAUAUACAUGACUGGAUUACAUAUACAUUGGAUGAGCAUGAGCAUGGACAAUGCUCAAUCCAUAACAGGUGCUAGGGUCGGAGGGAUAAGCCUCGCCCAGCCGGCGAAGCCAGCCAUCAUAUCGUCCUUAUACUUUUCCGAUAGGCAGUGUCGUGUCCGUACCCGUUUGGUUCUCCGUCUGUGGGCAGGGCACGUUUCGCAUUUUUUCCGAAAGAGGAGCUCUUUAUCUUAGAGCCCAAAGACGAGUUUGGAACAGUUUUCGAAGCGCCAUCUUCAGGCAUAAAAACAAAGCAUUCUGAAGCUCUCAAUAUGGAAUGAAAGUGCUAUGUUAGCACACACCCAAGGAAGGAGCCUAAGUAUGUCGCAUCAUGGCAGUAAAGAGUUGUUGUCUGCCUAAUUGGACCACCCAACCACAGCUGCCUCUUCAUGCCUUCGUCAAUUAAAUGCCACUUCCAUUCAUAUUCUAUGAGUGGCCUCCAUUUUCCCACCUUCUUAAUCCACCUCAAUCCCCUAUGCCUUAAUUAAGCCUGGUCCUUCUACUUGAUAAUGAAGGAUCUUGCAUUCCCUUGGCCAAUUCAACAACAUUCUCAUCUCAGGACCUGCAAUACACAUGAGGUCUGGCCCACGGUUCUUCCUGAUGAUGAGCCUCCAUGCUAAGAACCAUGUCACGUUCAUUCAACGCCUCUCGGUCCAGUGUCUCUUGUUGUCCGUGCUCGCCACCGGCGACGUUGGUUGUCCCGACAAAUGCGUUUGCAAGUGGAAGUCGGGCAAGGAGACCGUGGAGUGUGUGGAUUCCGGGCUAACAGCCAUUCCCCCGGGGAUUGCACCGGGUACCCAAGUCCUCGACCUGAACCACAACGAGAUACCAAUCAUCAAAAAUGGGCUGUUUUCCAAUCUGGGGAUCACCAAUCUUCAAAAGAUUUUUUGCUCCCACUGCAACCUCGUGGCCGUGGAAGAGAGAUCCUUCCUUCAUUUGACCAAUCUGGUGGAACUGGACCUCUCGGAGAAUCUUCUCCGCAAAGUUCCAAGUCGCUCUCUUGAGCUGACCAAGGCCCUUAUGAGACUGAGCCUGUCGGCCAAUCCAAUCAAGAUGAUCAAGGCCAAAGCAUUCGAGCAUCUCAAGUUCGUGACCAAUCUGGAUUUGUCGCACUGUUCCAUUGAAACCAUUGAAAUGAAUGGCUUUUUCGGAAUGGAGUCUCUGCUUGAGUUGCGCUUGGAGAGCAAUCACUUGAGCUACUUACCCGGAGUCAAUUUGUUUCCAAGAAGUGUACAUUUGAUCGAGCUCUACGGAAACCCAUUCCAAUGUGAUUGUCGCUUACUGGACUUCGCUCACUGGGUCCAGCAAUCGGGCACGCCUCGAACCGUCGAGCCUCAAUGCCUGCGCCCUCCUCGCCUGGCUAACCGGACCAUUACCAGCCUUGCUCUGGACUCAGAGCUGGCGUGCUUGCCGCAAGUGGAGGCGGAAAUCGCGGACGACGGGCGCGCGCGUGGAUCUGGAUGGGCCACUGCAACGAAAUCCUCAGUUGGUGUGACCAAGGCCGUGGAACCAGGUAGACGAAAUGUGUCUCUCCGAUGUUCCGUAUUUGCUGUGCCCGCCGCAAUAGUGACUUGGUGGAGGGCAAACAGGUUGGUGGCCAAUAGCUCGGUCUUUGAGCAUUUGUGGGAGGAACAGUUCUAUCACAUUGUGGAACAUCGCUCCAACUCGCAUCAGCUCACGUCCGAGUUCCUGAUCUUGGAGGUCAGGCCUGAAGACCACGGAUCGUUCUUCUGCUCGGCCCAGAAUCCAGCGGGCGUGGCCUCCGUCAACUUUACCAUCCACGUGAGAGGCGUGGAAUCCCAGCCUUCUUUGAGCGCUCCUGGUGAGAACAAAGCGGCUUUGGAGGAGAAGACGUCCAAGGCCAAAGAAAAAGAAGCCUCUGGGAGUGACAAGCAAGACCAAGAAGACGACAGCAUGAUAAAGGUGGAAUACAUUUUGGGCUUUGGAGCUGCCGUGGUCAUAGUUUUGACGAUAAUCAUCAUCUUGAUCCUCUACCUCAUUCUUCAAUGCCGAUCCCGACACAAACGAAGAAGAGCGGCUAGAGCAAUGGGGAUUCACUGUGAUAGCAAUUCCGGAUCGUUCAUGGAGCGAUCCACGGUAGAUUUUAUCGUACCCGGUGAGAUGGAACUGACGAAGGCCGUUCGAAGUGUGUCCAACUCCACGAUGAAGACCACGACCGCGGAAUCAAAAUCCUUGCUGGAGACGAGCAAUACCAAAUUGAGUGAUAACGGGCUUUCGUCAUCGGACGACGACUUUGGCAGUGGUGGAAAGACCAAUAUUAAGACCAAUCUCAUCCACAACCAACUGCAACCCAUGGCUGCUCAUCAUUUCUAUCCGUACCCUCGGGCCAUGAACCAGAACGGGAUGAUUCCGUUUGGUCAGCCCAUAAAUUGGAGGCACCCAUACACAGCAGUGCCAAAUGGGCUGAUGCCUGGGGUCCCUCAUCCACAUUGGCCUCAAUUGCGGCCGAUGAUGCCGCCAACCUACCGGAACCCACCACCACCGACAGGUGCGAAGAUGGGAUCACCCAAUGGCAAGCACGGGAUUAUGAUCGACGGUUCCACUGGGCUUCCAUUGUGCCCUUGUUGUGGGGAAUCAAAUUGGCACCAUUUUCACUUUCAUCCGGGCAUGGCUCAGGCUUAUCCAGGUUUCUAUCCUCCCCACCCGACCUCCAGUACACUCCCUGGACCAGAUCCAAGUGGUCGACCUAGUUCCAAUUUGAUUGCCAAAAACUUGAACAUGCUGCCCAAUGAGCCCUACCAACGGCCUGCUUCUGCCAUGUACUUCCAUCAGACGCAAUUCCCGGAUGUUUUGUCUGGGACUGGCUGGCGAGAUCAGCCGGUUCAAUCCGUCAUCCACCCUCAAGCCCAGGCUCAUCCAGGUGAUCAUUUCGCAGGUUUUCAUUCGUUCCCUUCAAAUUACGACCGAUUGCAGUCCUCCAGUUCAAUGGACGACCUCAAAAGCGGCGCAUUAAGUGAUGGUGAGGCAGAUCGAGUCAACAAGCGAUCCAAUCGACGGCAUCAACUAACUCGACGGUCUUCAACGCUGUCAAUGGCGGGCGAUCAGCGAUGGAGACUAGACUCCGCUGCACCUCAUUACGUUACCAUAUCUCGGGCCUCUCAGCAACACCUUAAUCAAAUUGGACAGAAGGCCUGGCGUGGGCCUGAAGACCACUUCAAGCCCAACCAAGUGUUUACUCCAGGCAAACUUGAAAAAGAUUCUAUUCGGCACUCUUCACAGCCCUUCUUGAGUAAUGGGAAGCUAGGUUCCAAUAUCCUCGACUUCGGAUCAUCUCCGACCAACGGUCCACCACCACCGUCAUCUUCAAUGGCCUCUGGUGUGAGUCUUAUAGUCAAUCGACAGUCCCUCACACACGGGCCAAAAUCGAGUUCUGUCAGGAAAUCGAGCCUUAGUGGUCCUCCACCUCAGGCAUCAAAGGCUCAACUCGAGCGAUUGAAUUACAAGACAUGUGCGGUAAUGCCCAAGUUCAAGGACCUCGUUCCACAGCCUCGCUACCAAAAACCGGUGUCAGAACAGGCAUCUCAUAUAGCCAACGAUGAGUAUCUGUUCCCAGAUUUGCCUCCACCGCCAGAUGCACUACUUGACGAUGAUUCGACAAAAGGUGUACAUUUUAAGGAUGCCAAUUUGGCGAGUUCGCGGUCCUCAAGCCUUGAUGAUCUUCAGCAAUGGGUAACAUCUGCUGCCGAUAUCACUGCUGCCGCCAAUAAGGCUGCAGCUAAAGCGGUCAAUGGGUUCAAUACUCUUCCUAGCAACAUGGCCUCCAACUACCAUCCAGCUUAUCUCAAUUACCCCAUGCAGUAUCCGUCUCAAGAUGCUCAUCUGGAUCAAAUACAGUUAGCCUUGAAUGGAGUUAGGCGCCAUCGGACCCCUGAGGCUAACCAUCAGCAUUCCAAUCACCUCCGCAAGGGUUCUGGAGCGGUGAAAGUUGAUCUUACAUUUGCAGAUAAAAGCAUACGAAGGCCAGAUAGCGCACCAGACUUGGCACAAGACGAGAUGGGCUCACAAUCCUCCCACGUGUCUCCUUUCCACCAACAAAGCCAACUUCAUCGCCGACCAGGUGGACUAAAGCAGAAGUCCUUGGGCCGAGCGUGCUCCAUUGACAGUCGAAAAGCCAAUGUCAAAAAGAUUGGCUGUUCUCCUGGGAAAGGCAAACAUGUCAUGUUUACCGGAGUUAGUGACGCUGACAGCCCUUCUGAGACUCACGACGAGGAGGAUCCGGUCGAAGUUGAAACAGAUGCAACAAAGGCGAGGUGCUUUGACAAGGAUGUUUGGGUAUUACGCCAAGACAACCCCGAACUAGCCAAGAAGAAACAGAAAAAGCAAGAGUUCGACUCGAUUCCAGUCUCCGGAAUUGUCGUGGCUCAACCUCAACCAUGCCCGAUUACUUCUCCAUCCCAGUUUACUAUGAAACCAAUGCCACUUCCACCCCUACCACAUGGGGCUCCGUUGGGGACGAUCACAGCACCCAUGAACUUGAAUGGAGCAGGAGUGAUGGUUGGUAUCUCAUCAGAUGAUAAACCUGAGAGACCUCCCAAACCGGCCCCACCCCCGAGAACCACUCCUCAACUUCCGCCACGAGCUCCAAAUCCCGCAUUGCAGAGGGCGGCUAAUCAACCCGGAGGCGGACAACAGAGCGUGAGUGAAAGUCCAGAUGAAGGUUAUCACGAGGACGGUGACCCUGGAAGUGAAGUGCUCUGACGGAGGCAGACUGCUCAGGAUUUGAGGCGAAGCAUAUCGUUAACCAAGUCACGAUUCUCCAAUGGUCCGGCUAAAUAAAAUAUUAAUCAUACCAUUCCAGGGAACCGACAUUGGACCAAACACACCGUCUCCAAGUGGCGCAUAUUUACUUGGUGUGUGGGGAUCUGGUCGAAUAAUGGGACCACUAUGUGGGAAUAGGCAAGACAAACAGGAAUCCGAAAUUACCAUACAAAGACAGUCUUGUCAGUGAAGGACCGACAAAAAUGAAAAUACCAAAGUUUCCUCUUCUGGUAUUCACAAACACUUCCUCCAUGUCCUCGUCACUUGGCCGGGACAGCGUGUCCCAAAACAAAAAUAAGCUAAAAGAACAAGAGGCCGAUCCCAUUAAUGAGAAGAGCGAUCCUCGGAGACAAGGGAGGUCUCAUUAUUCAAGAUGGUCUUUUACACACUUUCUCCCAUCCAUCUACGUACAUACCGUGCGAGGCAUCAGGAGCGAAGGAUGGAACUCGUAUGGGCCACCCUGAACCCUCGAUCUCCCACCAGAGCCCAGAAGAGUGAUAAUGAAUUAUCUGGCAUCUAACGGAUCGAAAAAAAACUGCUUUGAUUACUUACGUACACAUACACGACGCAGUCUCAAGGCGAAAGCAAUCAAAUCCUCAUACUCCUACUCCAUCCACUGCCAAAUUGGAAAGGGACCUUCGCCAGAGAACAAAGAGCUGCUCUCUACAAAGUUGUGGGCAUUCAUGCUUGUAUACAUACAUUCAUAUAUACAUUCCUGCACGACCUCUCCUCUCGCUUACAUGAGAGUGGAAAUGAGAGACGACGGAUCUCAAUUUAUUUACCAAUGGUUCCUCUGAAGAUUUACCUGAAGAGGUAGAAAAAGUUCUUUGAUCGGGUGCUUACUGCACCUUGAUCUCCAACUACAUCCCACCCGCCAAAAAUAUCGCAUUUUCUAGUCCUCUGACUUUCUUGAAAUAGACCUAUCAUCCAUCAAUAUUGAUCGUAUCCCGGACUUAUUCUCGUGGAAAUUCCAUCCU
Tigriopus californicus is the source of this 5881-nucleotide messenger RNA. RefSeq lists its product as uncharacterized. The record is from RefSeq and is a predicted model, not a curated record. NCBI's taxonomy places the organism in Eukaryota, Metazoa, Arthropoda, Copepoda, Harpacticoida, Harpacticidae. The transcript has 5 exons. Gene Ontology annotation, molecular function: protein binding. Bases 699 to 4844 code for a protein of 1381 amino acids.